GCCAUGGCUGAACACUUUAAAGAAGCAAGCAGAUGUCGUGGCUGCAUGACCUAUCUUGAAAAACCCAUGUACCUGCAAUGUGGGUAUGUCUGCUGCCUCCAGUGCGUCAACUCACUGCAGAAGGAGCCCCAUGGGGAGGGUGUAUUGUGCCCCACCUGUUCCUCAGUCUCUCAGAAGAAGGACAUCAGGCCUGGUAGCCAGCUGGGGGCGCUGGUUUCAAAGAUCCAGGAGUUAGAGCCCCAGCUGAGAGCUGUUCUCCAGAUGAACCCAAGGAUGAGGAAGUUCCAAGUGGACGUGACCUUCGAUGACGGUACAGCCAAUAACCACCUCAUCAUUUCUCAAGACCUGAGGAGUGCCCAUCGUAGGUAUUUCAAACGGAAUCAGAGGACCCAUGAUGAGAGACUCAACGAUGCAGUCAGUGUCCUGGGCUCCCCUCGGUUCACGUCUGGCCGCCAUUACUGGGAGGUGGACGUGGAGACAAGCAAAGAAUGGGUUGUGGGCAUUUGCAGAGAAUCUGUUAUUCGACAUGGGGUCAUUUUACUGUCUUCAAAACUUGGCUUCUGGACUAUGGGAUUGAGCAAUGGAGGUCUCUUCUCAGCUAGCACUGUGCCUUUGACCAUUCUCUCAGUGAGCCCUCAGUUAGAUCGAGUAGGGAUUUUCCUGGAUAUGGAUAUUGGGAUCAUUUCCUUUUAUCAUGUUAGCAAUGGAUCCCAUAUUUUUACAUUCACUAAAGUUUCUGCUGCAGAGCCUCUGCGUCCAUUUUUUGCUAAUCUAAAUCUGAAUGAGGAUGAUGAGGGCUUCUGUAGAAUUUACCCUGUGAUGAAUCCAGGCAUGGCUAGUCCUCCAAUGAGUCCUGGGCAAGGAAACUGA
Messenger RNA from Diceros bicornis minor, 870 nucleotides. Its product is annotated as ret finger protein-like 4A. Lineage: Eukaryota; Metazoa; Chordata; Mammalia; Perissodactyla; Rhinocerotidae. The coding region runs from base 4 to 870 and encodes 288 amino acids. The transcript has 2 exons. Gene Ontology annotation, molecular function: protein binding. The record is from RefSeq and is a predicted model, not a curated record.